Molecule: messenger RNA, 16080 nt
Organism: Coregonus sp. 'balchen'
Lineage: Eukaryota; Metazoa; Chordata; Actinopteri; Salmoniformes; Salmonidae
Source: the annotation of a GenBank genome assembly
AUGGAGGAGUCAGCAAGCACCAUAGAGGUCACAGUGAAGACCCUGGACUCCCAGAGCAGGAGCUACACUGUCCGGGGAGAGGUAAACUGUGACUUUUGUUGUUGUUGUCCACUUCUGUUUUAGCCUGCAAUCCAACGGAACAUAUCAGUUUGGAUUCGAGGCUACUUAUUUGUAGCCUCUAUGUUGUACACUUAUGAGUGGGACAGCCCUGUACUAGUGAUGCACUGAGCCUGUUAUUUCUCCCUCAGUUGACAGUGAAGGAGUUCAAAGAACACAUAGCUGCCUCAGUGGAGAUCCCAGUGGACAAGCAGAGACUAAUCUACCAGGGCAGAGUGCUGCAGGAUGAGAGGACACUGAACGAAUACAGUGAGUAAAAAAGCCAGCAACUAUUCUAUUCAAAGGACACAGUAAGUAAUAUACUACAUACAUAGUCUCUGCACUGUUGUAAAACAGCAAAACAGUUGAGAUUGCUGGGAAUCUCACAAACUUUGCCUUUAAAAUGAUUAAUGGUAUAAUAAUAUGCCAUUUAGCAGACGCUUUUAUCCAAAGCGACUUACAGUCAUGUGCGCAUACAUUUUUACGUAUGGGUGGUCCCGGGGAUCGAACCCACUACCCUGGCAUUACAAGCGCCAUGCUCUACCAAUUGAGCUACAGAGGACCACAUGUUGGUGUUGUAAAUGAGAGCGCCUUACUCCAGUAUCCUCUGACCCUCUCUCUUCCCCUCAUUCGUCCACUGUCCUUCUCUCUCCUCCACUCUCAUUCUCUCCACUCUCCUCUCUCCUUUUCUCUCCUCAUCUGUCCUCCUCUCUUCUCCUCUCUCCUCCACUCUCAUUCUCUCCUCCUCUCUCAUCCACUAUCCUUCUCGCUCCCUUCACUGUCCUUCUUUCAGAUGUGGCUGGUAAGGUGAUCCACUUGGUGGAGCGUGCUCCUCCUCAGACCUCCCAAUCUGGUGGCGGGGGAGGAGGAGUGUCCUCAGGAGGAACAGAGGGAGGUGCCAACACCUCCUCCUCCCAGGGAGGACCCCAGGACCGCAACGGGAACAGCUACGUCAUGCUGGGAAGCUUCAACCUGCCCGUCAACAUCAUGGACCCCCAGCAGAUACAGGUGAGACAAGGUUGUGUGUUGGUGUGCACUGUGCUGCUGUUUCAUAGAGUAUUUAUUAACAGGACCCUGAACAGCUUCUCCCCAUCAGCCAUAAGACUGCUAAAUAGUUAGUUAAAUAGUUAACUCAUCACAUACGCUGCUGUUACUAUUUAUUAUCUAUCCUGUUGCUUAGUCACUUUAUCCCUACCUAUAUGUACAGUGCAUUCGGAAAGUAUUCAGACCCCUUGACUUUUUCCACAUUUUGUUAUGUUACAGCCUUAUUCUAAAAUGGAUUUAAAAAAAAACAUUUUCCUCAUCAAUAUACACACAAUAUCCCAUAAUGGCAAAGCAAAAACAGGUUUUUAGAUUUUUUUUGCAAAUGUACUACAAAUAAAAAACAAAUACCUUAUUUACAUAAGUAUUCAGACCCUUUGCUAUGAGACUCAAAGUUGAGCUCAGGUGCAUCCUGUUUCCAUUGAUCAUCCUUGAGAUGUUUCUACAACUUGAUUGGAGUCCACCUGUGGUAAAUUCAAUUGAUUGGACAUCAUUUGGAAAGGCACACACCUGUCUACAUAAGGUCCCACAGUUGACAGUGCAUGUCAGAGCAAAAAUCAAGCCAUGAGGUCAAACAAAUUGUCCGUAGCGCUACGAGACAGGAUUGUGUCAAGGCACAGAUCUGGGGAAGGGUACGAAAACAUUUCUGCAGCAUUGAAGGUCCCCAAGAACGCAGUGGCCUGCAUCAUUCUUAAAUGGAAGAAGUUUGGAACCACCAAGACUCAUCCUAGAGCCGGCCGCCCGGCCGAACUGAGCAAUCGGGGGAGAAGGACCUUGGUCAGGGAGGUGACCAAGAACCCGAUGGUCACUCUGAUAGAGCUCCAGAGAUCCUCUGUGGAGAUGGGAGAACCUUCCAGAAGGACAACCAUCUCUGCAGCACUCCACCAAUCAGGAAUUUAUGGUAGUGUGGCCAGACGGAAGCCACUCCUCAGUAAAAGGCACAUAACAGCCCGCUUGGAGAUCGCCAAAAGGCACCUAAAGACUCUCAGACCAUGGGAAACAAGAUUGAACUCUUUGGCCUGAAUGCCAAGCUUCACGUCUGGAGGAAACCUGGCACCAUCCCUACGGUGAAGCAUGUUGGUGGCAGCAUCAUGCUGUGGGGAUGUUUGUCAGCAGCAGGGACUGGGAGACUAGUCAGAAUCGAGGGAAAGAUGAACGGAGCAAAGUACAGAGAGAUCCUUGAUGAAAACCUGCUCCAGAGCACUCAGGACCUCAGACUGGGGCAAAGGUUCACCUUCCAACAGGACAACGACCCUAAGCACACAGCCAAGACAAUGCAGGAGUGGCUUCAGGACAAGUCUCUGAAUGAUCUUGAGUGGCCCAGCCAGAGCCUGGACUUGAACCCGAUCGAACAUUUCUGGAGAGACCUGAAAAUAGCUGUGCAGCGACGCUCCCCAUCCAACCUGACAGAGCUUGAGAGGAUCUGCAGAGAAGAAUGGGAGAAAUUCCCCAAAUACAGAUGUGCCACACUUGUAGCAUCUUACCCAAGAAGACUUGAGGCUGUAAUUGCUGCCAAAGGUGCUUCAACAAAGUACUGAGUAAAGGGUCUGAAUACUUAUGUAAAUGUGAUAUUAAUUUUUUCUUUUCUUUUUUUAAGUUUGCAAAAAUGUAUAAAAACCAGUUUUUGCUUUGUCAUUAUGGGGUAUUGCGUGUAGAUUCAAAACAAUGUAAUUUAAUUUUAGAAUAAGGCUGUAACGUAACAAAAUGUGGAAGAAGUCAAGGUGUCUGAAUACUUUCCGAAUGCACUGUAUCUACCUCAAUUACCUCGUACCCCUGCACAUCGACUCUGUAUUGGUACCCCGUGUAUAUAGCCAAGUUAUCCUUAGUCAUUGUGUAUUUAUUCCUUGUGUUAUUAUUAUUUAUAUAUUUUUACUCUCUGUAUUGUUGGGAAAGGCCUGUAAGUAAGCAUUUCACUGACAGUCUACACCUGUUGUUUAUGAAGCGUUUGACAAAUACAAUUUUAGAAAAUGUUAGUUUUUCAGAAUAAAUCUAAUAUCGAGCACCUAAAUAAUGUAUUUAAUUAAAAUGUUUUAAAGGAUACCAAAUGUGUUGAGUGUCUAGAUGAAUUGAGUGUAUUAUCAAUGUAUCAACAGUGUAGUAAUACAAGUGUAAUAACUGAAUUCCUUGGCAGAUGCAAGUACAGCAGAUGAUGGCAGGAGUGGGAGAAGCAGGAAGGAAUACCAGAGUCAGCACCAGCACUGGAGUAAGUCUUUUUUUAUUAUUGUCAUAUGAUAUAGAUUAUUAAUAUUACUAGUAGGGUAUGUUUAUGAUCCGUCUUGUUUCUAGAGCAACGGCUCAGUGGAUGUGCAUAUCAACGUUGACCAAUCAGUGCAGAGCGAGCCCAGGAUGAGGCUGCAAUUGGCUGAGAACUUGCUAAGAGAUACCCAAUCUCUGAUCCACAGACUGGAGGUACAGUUACAACUUGCAUACUAUGCUAUGUUAUGUUAUGCUAUUAUGAUAUGCUAUACAGAAAUCUAUUUUCAGUGCCGAGUUGACCUUUUAGACAGCAUGUUUGUGUUUAUGUUUGUGUUUGCAGGGUCAGCCCAGUGACGUGCCAUCUCAAGCCGAGCCGGAGACGUCUCAGUCCACCUCCUCCUCCUCCUCUUCCUCCUCAUCCUCCUCUUCCUCUUCCUCUACAGCUGCCACUGAAGGAGCAGCACAGCCUAUGGACACCUCCCCCCCUGCUCCACCACCUCCUCCUCCCACAUCCUCCACCCAGACAGAGGGACUACCCCACUCCGGGCCCAAGUAAGUGCUCAGGAGGGAACAGCGUAGCAAAGCAUUACAAUUCUUUUGGGGAAAAUCAAGUUCAAGUAGAAUCAAAACGCUUACUCCUGUUUCGUGCCUACUGAACAAACACCUCUCUGUCUCUUUCCCUCUUCCACUCCCUCCCCAGCCACCCCAGCCCAGCAGAGCUGGUGGAGGUGUUGUCAGAGGUGAGGAGGGUGGAGGAGAGGCUUCGUCCCUUCAUAGAGAGAACUCACUCCAUCCUGGGGGCUGCCACUUCAGCAGACUACAACAACAACGUAAGCACUACAACUCAAUUCCAUUCCAUUGCACAGCAACUAGCUAUCCGCACCCCGUGCAACACAUCAUCACACUGUUUUUGACUUCAACCUUAAACUCCUGUCAUCAAGGCAAAGGGUGGCUAUUUAAAGAAUCUCAAAUAUAAAAUAUAUUUUGAUUUGUUUAACACUUUUUUGGGUACUACAUGAUGUGUUAUUUCAUAGUUUUGAUGUUUUCACUAUUAUUCUACAAUGUAGAAAAUAGUAAAAAUGAAGGAAAACCCUUGAAUGAGUGGGUGUGUCCAAACUUUUGACAGGUACUGUAUACUUCCAUUCAUUUUUUCAACUGGUACCGGGGGAUCUUCAGACGAGUCUUGUGAGGCCUGUGGGCGUCCUAGUAUAAAUAUUACUGUGUAGCCCAAACUGUUCGGACGCUACAGACAGAAGUUGGCAGAUCGGCUGUACCGACUUCCGACGAGUCCCAAGAAGCUUGUGUGGGCCGUAGAGCAAAAUGGAGAACACCAUCGUGUUCGUGAGAGUCUCAUCUUUCCAUAGUCUUUAGGCCAAACCGUUCGGAUGCUACAGGCGAUUUUGUGAGAAGACCAAUUUUUGGGAUGUCUCAUGGUCUGACAAACACCACUCUAGCUCUGUCACCUUUCACCGCAGAUGCGGGAGUGUUACAUAGGCGGAUGCGGUGGAUUGAGACGCAUUCAAUGCAAAAAAAACAGAUAUCUCUCUAGCUUAAACUGACAGAUUUUGAUGGGGAUGUUUUUAUUAUGCUAAUUAGAUUUCCGCGGGGGCGCAGACAUCGACCUUAGGCGGUUAACUUUAAUGGUGUCCAUGAGAAGAAAAGUUCCAUCAUAAACUGCGCCGCAGAGUAUAGUGAGUAUUUUUGAAUAGAUCAGUCACAGUGCAGUUUUGCAUGAGGAAAAUGGAGCCCCAAACAGACUUGAAUAAACCGCAUGUGAAUCAAUCACCACAUUGUUCUUCUGUCGUCACAGACCCAGGAGAGAGAGGAGGACCAGCAUGUUCUCAACCUGGUCGGGGAGUCUCUCCGUCUCCUUGGCAACACCCUGGUUGCCCUUAGCGAUCUGCGUUGUAACCUGGCCACUCCUCCCCCCCGUCACGUCCACGUGGUUCGGCCCAUGUCCCACUACGGCUCCCCCGUCCUGCUGCAGGGUGGUAUGCCCCACCACAUCCCCAUACCGGUAGGUCACUGUGUGGAGAGUUUCUUCCACUUAUACUCUCAGCAGUUUUUGUAUUUCAGUACCAGGGCCUAAUACUAACUAAACCUCUUACUUUGUACCAGCAUUUAGCUGUUGGUCCGGUGCAAAUUUAAGGCCCAGUUUGGUACAUGCACACCGUUUUCUAGGGACAUUAUUAACUUGACUUAUGUCUUCAGAUAAACCUUGGAAACCUGGGGACCACAGUGACUAUGACGUCCAAUGGGAGGCAGGCAGCCGAGGGCCGAGCCCAACCCUCUCAGGCUCCUGGCCCAUCAGAGAGCCAGGCCCCACCUCCACAGCCCAACGCAGCCAAUCAGCAGCCAGGUCAGGGCCAGGGGGCUCCGCAUGUGAUCAGAAUCACCCACCAGACCAUGGAGCCUGUGGUAAUGAUGCAGAUGAACUUGGACGGUGAGGGAGGGGACACAUUUUUAUUUUCUCUCACUCUUGGCUCAUCUCUUGGAGUUGUCAUGCCCUAACAGUGUCUCUCAUGCAUACCAAAUGAUCAAUACAUUAGGUAAUCAAUCCAAACCGAGAGAGACCGUAGCCAUUGUUUAUCUCCUAUAGGAAACCUUAUAGGUGUGUUAGAGCAAGGCUUGCAUACCCAGUAUGUACAGUGGGGAGAACAAGUAUUUGAUACACUGCCGAUUUUGCAGGUUUUCCUACUUACAAAGCAUGUAGAGGUCUGUAAUUCUUAUCAUAGGUACACUUCAACUGUGAGAGACGGAAUCUAAAACAAAAAUCCAGAAAAUCACAUUGUAUGAUUUUUAAGUAAUUAAUUUGCAUUUUAUUGCAUGACAUAAGUAUUUGAUCACCUACCAACCAGUAAGAAUUCCGGCUCUCACAGACCUGUUAGUUUUUCUUUAAGAAGCCCUCCUGUUCUCCACUCAUUACCUGUAUUAACUGCACCUGUUUGAACUCGUUACCUGUAUAAAAGACACCUGUCCACACACUCAAUCAAACAGACUCCAACCUCUCCACAAUGGCCAAGACCAGAGAGCUGUGUAAGGACAUCAGGGAUACAAUUGUAGACCUGCACAAGGCUGGGAUGGGCUACAGGACAAUAGGCAAGCUUGGUGAGAAGGCAACAACUGUUGGCGCAAUUAUUAGAAAAUGGAAGAAGUUCAAGAUGACGGUCAAUCACCCUCGGUCUGGGGCUCCAUGCAAGAUCUCACCUCGUGGGGCAUCAAUGAUCAUGAGGAAGGUGAGGGAUCAGCCCAGAACUACACGGCAGGACCUGGUCAAUGACCUGAAAAGAGCUAGGACCACAGUUUCAAAGAAAACCAUUAGUAACAGACUACGCCGUCAUAGAUUAAAAUCCUGCAGCGCACGCAAGGUCCCCCUGCUCAAGCCAGCGCAUGUCCAGGCCCGUCUGAAGUUUGCCAAUGACCAUCUGGAUGAUCCAGAGGAGGAAUGGGAGAAGGUCAUGUGGUCUGAUGAGACAAAAAUAGAGCUUUUUGGUCUAAACUCCACUCGCCGUGUUUGGAGGAAGAAGAAGGAUGAGUACAACCCCAAGAACACCAUCCCAACCGUGAAGCAUGGAGGUGGAAACAUCAUUCUUUGGGGAUGCUUUUCUGCAAAGGGGACAGGACGACUGCACCGUAUUGAGGGGAGGAUGGAUGGGGCCAUGUAUCGCGAGAUCUUGGCCAACAACCUCCUUCCCUCAGUAAGAGCAUUGAAGAUGGGUCGUGGCUGGGUCUUCCAGCAUGACAACGACCCGAAACACACAGCCAGGGCAACUAAGGAGUGGCUCCGUAAGAAGCAUCUCAAGGUCCUGGAGUGGCCUAGCCAGUCUCCAGACCUGAACCCAAUAGAAAAGCUGGCCAUGCUUUCCAUCUGGCUACCACUAACCCGGCCACCAACUCUGCACCCUCUGCUGCAACUUGCCCAUGCCCCCCCCACGCUUCUCCUUCACACAAAUUCAGACAGCUGAUGUUUUUGAAAGCGCUGCAAAAUCUGGACCCCUACAAAUCAGCUGGGCUAGAACAAUCUGGACCCUUUCUUUCUAAAACUAUGCCGCCGAAUUGUCGCAACCUAUUACUAGUCCUGUUCACCUCUCUUUCAUAACGUCUGAGAUCCCAGAAUUGGAAAGCUGCCGCGGGCAUCCCCCUCUCAAAGGGGGUUGACACUCUAGAUCCAAACUGCUACAGAUCGUGUACGACUUCCGACGAGUCCAAGAAGCUUUGUGGGCCGUAGAGCAAAAUGGAGAACACCAUCGUGUUCGUGAGAGUCUCAUCUUUCCAUAUGUCUUAGGCCAACCGUUCGGAUGUACAGCGAUUUUGUGAGAAGACCAAUUUUUGGGAUGUCUCAUGGUCUGACAAACACACUCUAGCUCUGUCACCUUUCACCGCAGAUGCGGGAGUGUUACAUAGGCGGAUGCGGUGGAUUGAGACGCAUUCAAUGCAAAAAAAACAGAUAUCUCUCUAGCUUAAACUGACAGAUUUUGAUGGGGAGUUUUUAUUAUGCUAAUUAGAUUUCCGCGGGGGCGCAGACAUCGACCUUAGGCGGUUAACUUUAAUGGUGUCCAUGAAGAAGAAAGUUCCAUCAUAAACUGCCGCCGCAGAGUAUAGUGAGUAUUUUUGAAUAGAUCAGUCACAGUGCAGUUUUGCAUGAGGAAAAUGGAGCCCCAAACAGACUUGAAUAAACCGCAUGUGAAUCAAUCACCACAUUGUUCUUCUGUCGUCACAGACCCAGGAGAGAGAGGAGGACCAGCAUGUUCUCAACCUGGUCGGGGGAGUCUCUCCGUCUCCUUGGCAACACCCUGGUUGCCCUUAGCGAUCUGCGUUGUAACCUGGCCACUCCUCCCCCCCGUCACGUCCACGUGGUUCGGCCCAUGUCCCACUACGGCUCCCCCGUCCUGCUGCAGGGUGGUAUGCCCCCACCACAUCCCCAUACCGGUAGGUCACUGUGUGGAGAGUUUCUUCCACUUAUACUCUCAGCAGUUUUUGUAUUUCAGUACCAGGGCCUAAUACUAACUAAACCUCUUACUUUGUACCAGCAUUUAGCUGUUGGUCCGGUGCAAAUUUAAGGCCCAGUUUGGUACAUGCACACCGUUUUCUAGGGACAUUAUUAACUUGACUUAUGUCUUCAGAUAAACCUUGGAAACCUGGGGACCACAGUGACUAUGACGUCCAAUGGGAGGCAGGCAGCCGAGGGCCGAGCCCAACCCUCUCAGGCUCCUGGCCCAUCAGAGAGCCAGGCCCCACCUCCACAGCCCAACGCAGCCAAUCAGCAGCCAGGUCAGGGCCAGGGGGCUCCGCAUGUGAUCAGAAUCACCCACCAGACCAUGGAGCCUGUGGUAAUGAUGCAGAUGAACUUGGACGGUGAGGGAGGGGACACAUUUUUAUUUUCUCUCAGUCUUGGCUCAUCUCUUGGAGUUGUCAUGCCCUAACAGUGUCUCUCAUGCAUACCAAAUGAUCAAUACAUUAGGUAAUCAAUCCAAACCGAGAGAGACCGUAGUCAUUGUUUAUCUCCUAUAGGAAACCUUAUAGGUGUGUUAGAGCAAGGCUUGCAUACCCAGUAUGUACAGUGGGGAGAACAAGUAUUUGAUACACUGCCGAUUUUGCAGGUUUUCCUACUUACAAAGCAUGUAGAGGUCUGUAAUUUUUAUCAUAGGUACACUUCAACUGUGAGAGACGGAAUCUAAAACAAAAAUCCAGAAAAUCACAUUGUAUGAUUUUUAAGUAAUUAAUUUGCAUUUUAUUGCAUGACAUAAGUAUUUGAUCACCUACCAACCAGUAAGAAUUCCGGCUCUCACAGACCUGUUAGUUUUUCUUUAAGAAGCCCUCCUGUUCUCCACUCAUUACCUGUAUUAACUGCACCUGUUUGAACUCGUUACCUGUAUAAAAGACACCUGUCCACACACUCAAUCAAACAGACUCCAACCUCUCCACAAUGGCCAAGACCAGAGAGCUGUGUAAGGACAUCAGGGAUACAAUUGUAGACCUGCACAAGGCUGGGAUGGGCUACAGGACAAUAGGCAAGCUUGGUGAGAAGGCAACAACUGUUGGCGCAAUUAUUAGAAAAUGGAAGAAGUUCAAGAUGACGGUCAAUCACCCUCGGUCUGGGGCUCCAUGCAAGAUCUCACCUCGUGGGGCAUCAAUGAUCAUGAGGAAGGUGAGGGAUCAGCCCAGAACUACACGGCAGGACCUGGUCAAUGACCUGAAAAGAGCUAGGACCACAGUUUCAAAGAAAACCAUUAGUAACAGACUACGCCGUCAUAGAUUAAAAUCCUGCAGCGCACGCAAGGUCCCCCUGCUCAAGCCAGCGCAUGUCCAGGCCCGUCUGAAGUUUGCCAAUGACCAUCUGGAUGAUCCAGAGGAGGAAUGGGAGAAGGUCAUGUGGUCUGAUGAGACAAAAAUAUAGCUUUUUGGUCUAAACUCCACUCGCCGUGUUUGGAGGAAGAAGAAGGAUGAGUACAACCCCAAGAACACCAUCCCAACCGUGAAGCAUGGAGGUGGAAACAUCAUUCUUUGGGGAUGCUUUUCUGCAAAGGGGACAGGACGACUGCACCGUAUUGAGGGGAGGAUGGAUGGGGCCAUGUAUCGCGAGAUCUUGGCCAACAACCUCCUUCCCUCAGUAAGAGCAUUGAAGAUGGGUCGUGGCUGGGUCUUCCAGCAUGACAACGACCCGAAACACACAGCCAGGGCAACUAAGGAGUGGCUCCGUAAGAAGCAUCUCAAGGUCCUGGAGUGGCCUAGCCAGUCUCCAGACCUGAACCCAAUAGAACAUCUUUGGAGGGAGCUGAUAGUCCGUAUUGCCCAGCGACAGCCCCGAAACCUGAAGGAUCUGGAGAAGGUCUGUAUGGAGGAGUGGGCCAAAAUCCCUGCUGCAGUGUGUGCAAACCUGGUCAAGACCUACAGGAAACGUAUGAUCUCUGUAAUUGCAAACAAAGGUUUCUGUACCAAAUAUUAAGUUCUGCUUUUCUGAUGUAUCAAAUACUUAUGUCAUGCAAUAAAAUGCAAAUUAAUUACUUAAAAAUCAUACAAAGUGAUUUUAUGGAUUUUUGUUUUAGAUUCCGUCUCUCACAGUUGAAGUGUACCUAUGAUAAAAAUUACAGACCUCUACAUGCUUUGCAAGUAGGAAAACCUGCAAAAUCGGCAUUGUAUCAAAUACUUGUUCUCCCCACUGUAUAUUCAGAGUUGUAAGCUAAUGUCUUCUCCCUGGUUGUCUCUCCAUUAGAUUCUGGCAGCGGCCCUCAGGUCCAAGGACAACAGAUCCCCAUGGGUACUGGACAGCCUGGUGAGUGCUUUUGACCCCUACAUCACACUAUGUUCACUAUGUUCACUUGGACCUCCCGAGUGGCGCAGUGGUCUAAGGCACUGCGCCACUAGAGAUCCUGGUUCGAAUCCAUAGCCGGCCACGACCGGGAGACCCAUGGGGCGGCGCACAAUUGGCCCAGCGUCGUCCAGGGUAGGGGAGGGAAUGGCCGGCAGGGAUGUAGCUCAGUUGGUAGAGCAUGGCGUUUGCAACGCCAGGGUUGUGGGUUCUAUUCGCUCUGGAUAAGAGCGUCUGCUAAAUGACUAAAAUGUAAAAUGUAAUGGUGUAUAUACACCAGACAGCCUUAAAUGACCCCUAUACCACAGUCUGUCAACCACCAGUCCCUGGGAUGUUGCUGACCGUUUUAUCAAGUAUUUAUUUCUGUGCUCUCUCAAUCUGAAGGUGCUACUCCAGUCCACAUCCCAGGCCUUCCUCCAGAGUUCAUGCAGGCCAUCGUCCACCAGCUCUCUCAGCAGGCGGCUGCCAUGGCAACCGCCGCCUCCACCGGUCAUCCCGGGCAACCAGGAGUGGGUGUCCCCGGGGCCACCCCCAGCUCUGAACCCUCUGCCCCGCCUCACCCUCACAGCCCAUUGCCCCCUGGGGCCAGGGUGGCGAUCACGCGCCCCUCCUUCUCCCCCCACAUCCCCCAGCCUGUGGGCACCAGGGGCACCACAAUCAACCUCAGGGCUUCAGUGCCCCCUGCUGGCGGACAACAGAACCUACAGGUGAGGCGAGGACUGUUGCUGUUGUACGUCGGCAAGGGUGGCCAAUCCUCCUGGAGAGCUACUGGGUGUGCAGACUUAAGUUCCAGCCCUGCUCCUACACAGUAAUUCAACUGAUCAACUGAUCUCUUCUUCCAUUUCUUCUCUUCUUCCAGGGCACACCUCUGGCUCCCUCUCCCCUAACUCAGAUGAUCAGUGGUCUGGUUGGACAGCUCCUGAUGCCUGGACAACAGAUGCCUGGACAGCAGGGUGAGUGAUUGAUUGGUUGAUUGACUGAUUAGUUGAUUGGUUGAUUAUUGUAUUUGGUGAAUGGUGGGUUUUAUUUUGUAGCGUUCAGUGUCAUCACUGUGAUAUUUUACGUGGUAUAUUCAGUUUUCAAAUUCUUUCUAUAGAUUUGCCAUGUUUCUUUCAAAACACACAUUUCUGGUUUUUGAAAAUGAACAAUGAAUCACAAGUCUUUUUUUUCCUAGGUCCUCCAGGUGACCAGGCAUCCACCAGCUCCUCCUCUGCCUCCCACUCCUUCUCUUUCUCCACCUCCUCCUCUUCAUCCUCUUCUGCCUCCUUCUCCUCCUCCAACCCCGUCCCUCCCCACCCCUCCUGUGGGGCGACCACCUCUGGCCAGACCACCACCCACACCACCAACACCACCUCCGUGGGCCAGCCACCGGAGGGGGUUGCCGAGGCCAACCUAGCCCAGCUCCUGGGCUCCCUGCUGGGUGGAGCAGGCGUGCCAGGAGCCCCUGGUUCUGCAGCUAACCCACACAUCACUGUGACUGUACCUGGAGUCCCAGGGUUCUUCCAAGGCAUGUCAGAAUUCAACCAGGUGAGAGAUUAAGUUAUUGAACCCUAUUGGUAACUUCUUGAGAACUCUUAAAAUCAGUUUGACUGAAAAGUAACUAUUAGGUAAUAUAAUCAUGUAAUUACACUGUUAGUACGCUGUAAUAAAAGUUAAAGUAGUCGUAAUUAGAAGUUGAAGUAGUCGUGAUUUGUAGAAGUUGAAGUAGUCGUAAUUAGCAGAAGUUGAAGUGGUCGUAAUUUGUAGAAGUUGAAGUGGUCGUAAUUAGCAGAAGUAAACUCCAGACAACUAGAUGACUACAACAGUGUUACUCAAUAGUUCCUCUCCCAUUUCUAGGCUAACCAACCCAUCUUCUCCCGACCCUCACCCGCACCCGGCCAGGAGCCUCCCCCUGGCCAAGGCACCCCUGCCCCCCCUCCCCAGGCGGCCCCUGGGGGUGAACGGGACCCCUCCCUGAGCCCGGACCUGUUUACAGGUAUUGUCCAGGGGGUCCUCUCCACCAUGAUGGGUUCUCUGGGGGCUCCGCAGGGUAACGGGGAGAGCAUCGCUCAGUUCAUCCAGAGACUGUCUCAGACCACCAACCUUUUCACACCUGGAUCUGGGGACGCUGUCGGUGAGUUAGUGACUAAAGUAAAAACCUUCUAACACUUAACUUUUGUACUGUUGUCUUUCGCUCAUACACAUACUAGUCCUUUCUUACUAGCACAGAAAAGAUAGCGGCUAUUUCGACUGUUUUAUUUGUAAUGAUUGGGAUAUAUGGUAGUCUUACCUACUUAAGUUGAAUACUUUUAUUGUAAGUGUCUCUGGUCAAAAGAGGCUGCCAAAUGACUGGAAUAUACAUGUAAAAAAUCCAAACAUUUAUCAAUCUACACCUGACCUGAUGGUGUGCCUUGCCAUCUGUGAUGGCGUUCUUGAAAAAGUGAAAUACGUUUUUGCUGAACAUCUUCUUUGACCUGCAGGGUUCUUUGGGGACCUGUUGUCUAUGGUGUGUCAGAGUUUCUCCAUGGUGGACAUGGUGUUGUUACUCCAUGGUAACGCCCAGCCUCUCAGCCGGAUCCAGCCCCAGCUGACUGACUUCUUCAACCAGCACUACCUGCAGGGCCGAGAGCCUACUGACGCCAAUAUCAAUGUGAGUAACUCUGCUCUACUGCCACCUGCUGUUUUGUUGAGAAUCACAACAUGAAAUUGGCACAGCAUUCUCUGCAUUCGCAUUUAACUUUAUUAAGACCAAUGUUUGUGGCAUCACCUCAAAGGGUGUGUGUUCUUUAUUUUAUCACUCUGCUUGAAGUUUAGAAACUGAAUCUACCUUGUCUUGUUGUCUUUGCAGGCAGCAUCUGAAGACCUCAUCAAUGGUCUGGAGGAGUACAUAGCAGAGAGCUUUGUAAGUCUCUCUCUCUCUGACUCUCUCUCUCUCUCUCUCUCGACUCUUAAAUAUGUUGAUAAUGUUGUAAUAAUACUGUACCCUGUCUCUCUCUCAGGCCACAGUGACAGUGAGAGAGGGAGUGGACAUCAUUCAGACCAACAUCUCUUUCCUUAGACAGCAGUUCACCCGCAUGGCCACGCACAUCCUACGCUGCACAGGUAAAACACUCAAACCCCUUAGGUAAAAUACAGCUUUGCUAUACUAGGUCCCACGCAUUGGUACCAAACUGGUUCACUGGAAUACUGACAAUCCUACUCUAUUACCUAACAGCAACAUGACUGUACAUCUGUUGCUCCUCUCUACCUCUCUGCAGACCACACGUUUGGCCCCCGCCUGCUGCUGCUCUGCACCCAGGGUCUGUUUGAGUGUCUGGCUCUCAACCUGUACUGUCUCCGAGGGGAACAGAGAGCUCUCACCCAAGUCAUCAACCACCGCAUCGUUAGUACACUCCUCUACACUACUCUAUUAUUUGAUUGACUUUAGUGUUUCCCAACCCGGUCCUCAGGACCUAUAGCCAUUCCACAUAUUUUCCUAUUUUAGUACAAGCUAGUUGCUAAACUAGUCAAUGAAUCAGUUGAAUCCCAUUGUAUCUGGUAGGUUAGGUUGUGGGUUGAGUCGUGUCUGCAUGGUGGGUAAGGUAUAGAUCUAUAGAUGUUUCUCUCUCCUCUCUCUAUGUCCACAGACGAGGAUGUCAGCAGAGGUCAACCCCAGCCUGGUCAACUGGCUGACCAGUAUGAUGACCAUGAGACUCCAUGUCAUUCUGGAGCACAACCCAGUCACUGAGGACCACAUCCAGCACUAUGUCAUCCACACACAGAGAGCAGAGCCUGAGGCACAGGCUGGACAGCAGACAGACACACAGAACAUGGAGGUGAGUGAUUGUGUGUGGGCGUACAUAGGUUAGUCUUUCCAGGUGUUGUUAUCUGAGGGUUAUAAGGACACUAUGCUUGGGCACACCUAGAAAAAUAUCUGGUAAUUCCAUGAAAUCAGCGAGGAACACAAAGUUCAGACAGCUUUGAGGACAUGUUUAUCUUCAUGUCUUCAUACAGUACAGCUAACCUUAGUUAACCUUCUUCUCCUCUCUCUCCCUAUCACUAGAUGGAUGAAGGUCUGUCCCCGGCCCCAGCCACCACAGCAGGGGAGGCCAUGGUUUCAUCAGGGGACAGACAGGAAGUUGGAGCGUCCCCCGGGGUGACCACCCCCUCGCGGAGAGCAUCGUCAGGGGAGACUGGAAGAGCCGCUGCCAUGGCAGCAGGAAGAAGGGAGGAGUCUGUAGGAGACGUGGAGCCCUGGGCAGCUACAGUACCCCCUGUAAGGCCUAUGCUUUACUGUUUAGGGAAGCGUUUCCCAAACUCGGUUCUGGGGACCCCAAGGGGGGCACAUUUUGGUUUUUGCCCUAGCCCUACACAGCUGAUUUCAAAUAAUCACCUCACCAUCAACCUUAGAUUUUUUUAAGUUUGUGAAUGGCUGGUUUAGGGGUUAAGUGCCUUGCUCAAGGCACAGUGUCAAGAGAGGGCAUCUAGGAUACCUAGAAUCCCACCAGAUUUGUUCUCAGUCAGACACAGUAUUUGAACUUGUAACUUUACGGUUACAGGCCCACCUCUUUAACCUCUAAGCUAUGUGUUUGUAUUCAUCAGGAGUGGGUGCCCAUCAUCAGACACGACAUGCUGUCUCAGAGGAAGAUGAAGACUCAGCCCCCUCUGUCUGACGCAUACCUCCACGGGAUGCCUGCCAAGAGGAGGAAGGUGAGCUGUGUGGGGGGGGGGGGCUUCAUUACUAUCACUGUGCUUAAGUAAGACUGCCCAUGGAACAUUCUUGAAGCAAAUGCCUGAACUUUCAUGGUUAUUCUGACAAUAUCUCUAAAGCAAGUGAGAGUGAAACAUUUCGAAACAUCAAAUAAAAAUGAGUAUUUCUCAUUUAGUCAAGUUGAGGUAAUACCUCUCUGUUUCAAAACAUUUUCUCCCAUUUCAUGCCAUCUGAGCACACCUCUGGUUAGUGUUGACCUGUUGUUAUCCCCCUCACCCAGACCCACCAGGGUGAGGGCCCCCACCUGUCCCUGUCUGAGGCAGUGAGCCGGGCUGCCCGGGCUGCAGGAGUCAUACCUGUCACUAGCCCAGACAGCCUCCACGGGGAGCUAGAGGAGCCAGCGCUGCAGGAGGCCUACCAAGAACAGGUAAACUACGGCCAGUGUUGCUAUCUGGAGGGUGCAACGUCAUCCCUAAUCUAAUCACACAUACAUUAGUAAUAACCUCAAGGUAAGGGAGGAAGAGAGGAAGCAUUUAAAAAGUAAAUAAACAGAGCCCAAACAUCUAUUUCUGGCUCAUGUUCACUCUGAAACAGCAGGGUGAACGAGACUUGGAAGUGUGGCAACGUGAGACUAACCAGGCCCUAACCUUGACUCAUGUGUUUGUCUCAGGUGAGGAGUGACAUCAAGGAGAGAGUAAGGGAUGACCAAGACUUCAGCUCCCAGCGUUUCCCCAACAUACACCGCGCCUUCUCUCUAGAUGACUCUUAA